This is a messenger RNA of Alternaria infectoria, 1416 nucleotides long. RefSeq lists its product as uncharacterized. The transcript has 2 exons. The record is from RefSeq and is a predicted model, not a curated record. Gene Ontology annotation, molecular function: DNA-binding transcription activator activity, RNA polymerase II-specific. Bases 1 to 1416 code for a protein of 471 amino acids. Gene Ontology annotation, biological process: regulation of transcription by RNA polymerase II. NCBI's taxonomy places the organism in Eukaryota, Fungi, Ascomycota, Dothideomycetes, Pleosporales, Pleosporaceae.
AUGGCCGCCUCGACACAUCAAAGCGCAGCACUCACGGGUCUAAAUCAAGCCGUUGCCAACAUUGGGCCUUCGAACUGCCAUGCUAUCUUCGCUGCAGCAUCAAUGACUGUUAUCAACGCAUUUGCUGACGCGCAUGCGUACAACUUAGACGUUCUGGUAGAGAUUUUGCAGCUAGCACGCGGCAUGGAUUAUGUACUCACCAGUGUGACCGACAUGCUGAGAAAAGGUCCCUUCGCAGCCAUUGUCCGGCCUGCUGAAGAAAUGCCUAAGCCACCGUCCUUAUUAUCUGCCCUCCUCGUGGAGAUCCAAGCGCUGAGCUGUCCUACUUCUGCCAACCCAUCGCCGGACGACAUCAAUGCUGCUAGGGCGGCUGAAGUACUCCGGAAUGGUCUUCAAUAUUCGUUGGAGACUUCUACUCAUCCAGCCUUGCGAGCGACGAUGAUCUGGCCGAUCGCUGUCGCGCCGGAGUUCAUCGAAGCGCUCAAAUCGAGGACACAUCCUGGAACUAGGGCCAUCUUCAAGCAUUAUUGUCAACUCAUGGACCCGGAAGAAGAAGUGGAAGAAGACUACGAAGAUGAGGAUGAUGAUUCGGACUGGCGAGGCAAGCUUCCUGCCGGGAUAUUCGAUGCGAACAGCGCAUGGUGGGAAGGAAUACAGGGCGAUGAGCCCAUGGUUAUCUUGAAAUGGGCCGAGGCUUGUGAAAACGCCCAUCGCUUCGCUGCCGUGAAGCUCGAUGAGGUGGAGCAACGUAAGCUCAAUGUCAGCUAUCUCAAGGCCUACGAAAACUUCGAGUACUGGCGCCGUAAGCAUAUUGAACGAUACGAUGAAGAGGACCGCAUACAACAGGAUAUCAAUGCUCUUCCCGAGCGUCUUCAGGUCCACGUCCGCCGCUCUCUCGAAGCUAAACGGGCUGAGCAGGACUAUUGCUAUGAACAAUACCAGGAAGAUCAUGACGAGGAACAAUACUUUUGGGAACAAGAGGCCUUGGAAGAUCCCGAUUCCAUACCUAUGCCGACCGACACGUGGCGCUACCGUCACAAUGCGGUGGAAAAUAGCGCCACCCCCAAACAGCACCUCACAAAUUUCAGAACACAGUGUGCGGCGGUCGAGAAGCGCAACAUAGAAUGGAAGGAACAGGGCAUUGAGUACUAUCCUCAAGCGGAGAUGGAUCGCCGUACCAGGAGGCGCAAAGCCACGGAAGCUAGGCUUCUCGAGGAUGUUGCGCGCGCUGAGAAGCAGGCUCGCGAACUCAAAUUGAUCUCAUCGAUCAACUCCGCGAAGCGUGUUGGCCGCCUUGCCAAAGCAACCGCUACCGAGCUGAUAGACGAUGUCAUACCUCAGUGCCUGGAAGAUAGUCCCAAAGACGAUGCUGUACCUCACAGUCUGGAAGACGGUGUUGAGGAUGAGGCCGCAUGA